AUGGGCCUAAUAAAUGAAAAAUAUGAUUUGAAUUUGGAGACUCGGGCCGAGUUUGAUUAUUUAAAAACAGAUUUCCUAGAAGGCCGUAACGUAGUAGAGCAAGAUACCUUUGUGCUUAGGAUUCACAGAGGAAAAGUUUUUGAAGAGUUUUUGGAAGCGUUCAAAGAAAAUAUUGUUGUCAUCGAUAAUAUAAAAAUUGUAAUGAUUUUACCAAAUGGAGAAAUCGAGCAAGGAGAAGACAUGGGCGAAGUCUUAAGGGAUUCUCUCGCAGAGUUUUGGACCACAUUUUAUGACCGAUGCACCACUGGAACAACAUUUAAAAUCCCUUACAUUCGACACGAUUUUGCACCAGUUUUUAUAAAAUCUUGUAUUGACAACUCUGCAAUCGUAGAUGAAGAACUCGUAGAAAAUUUCUUAAAUUAUAUAUCAGAUUCAGAUUCGAAAAUGGUGAAAGAUUCCUUUAUUGAUUGCGAAAAUGUGGAUUCCGAUGAAAUCCUGGAAUUUGUUUCGGGGUACGAUUCUAAAUGGAAUCUAACAAAAGACAACAUAAAACAGUUAAUCAGAGACAUCGCUCAUAAGGAACCUAUUCAAAAACCCUCUUUCGUAAUCAAAUGUUUUCAUCAAAUAAUUUCAAAAAGUAGCAUUACAUUAGAAGUGAUACAAAAUCUUUACACGGACUUACAACCAAGUGUGAAAAAUUGUUUAAAACAGAUUAUUUUACAAAAGAAAGAAGAAAACCUGAUUAUUGAAGAAAUACAAACAUUUUCGUAUUUAAAGAAGUACAUAAAAGAAAGCGAUUCCAAAACCAGACAAGCCCUACUAAGAUUCUGUACAGGUUCAGAUUUGCCAGUCGGAAAAAUUACUGUAGAUUUCAAUGCAUCAUCUGGGCACAGUCGGACUCCGAUAGGACAUACUUGGUCAGGAAUUCUAGAACUUCCUUUUACUUACGAAAAUUUUCCAACAUUUCGCAGUGAACUUAAUAACAUUUUGAAUUCCAAUAUAUGGGUAAUGAAUGUUAUUUGA
Ceutorhynchus assimilis (cabbage seed weevil) is the source of this 1023-nucleotide messenger RNA. The record is from the annotation of a GenBank genome assembly. NCBI's taxonomy places the organism in Eukaryota, Metazoa, Arthropoda, Insecta, Coleoptera, Curculionidae.